AUGUUUGGAGGAGAUGCAGGUCUGCCGUUUUCCCGUCACUCGGACGUGCUGCACGGAGCCAUCCCGAGUGACCCCACGGAGCUGGAGCAACUCGUGGCGGAGCUCAAGCGUCGAGGUAAUGCUGCUUUCCAACAGAAGGCACUGGAAGAGGCUGAGGUGCUCUACACGAGGGCUCUCGCCGUGACGGAGAGCCAUUCGAUGCCAACUCGGCAUAUUUUCUAUGCCAACCGCUCGGCUGCUCGGUGUUCGAUGGGCAAAGCCGAGCAAGCGCUGGAGGACGCAGAUGCGUGUGUGGCGCUGGACGCUGCGUACGCCAAGGGGUUAUUCCGCAAGGCGCAGGCCCUUGUCAAGCUGGAACGUUAUCGAGAAGCGCUCGUUGUACUGGACGAUGCAAAAGCUCUGGAGCCAAGCAACAAGUCGGUGACGUUGCUGCUUGCCAAAGUGCAAGAGCUGGCCACGAAGCAGAAGGAGGCACCGGUGGUCGUACCGUCGAAGAAGGUCAUGACGCGUGUGCAAGAGACGCGAUCGAGUUCUGCUUCAGCAUCUUCAGCUACGGGAACUUCUCCAACUGCUGAUCCUUCAGUUGUGGAGGAAGAUGGAGAAAUCAUUGGUCAUGUUCGUGGCUACAAGAAGUUGGCAGAUGGACGCGUGACCACGUUCUUUAACAACGAGCUAACCGAGGAAGCCAAGCAGCUAAUUGGCGACAUUGCUCCUAAGAAAGUCCAAGACCUUGAUGCUGUGCAGAUCAAGAGCGUGGACGGUGGAUCCGCUUGGAACCAGGGCAACACGUUUGAGGAGAAAGACAUGACGGCGUGGGCCAAGGCGAAGCUGGAAACAAUCGUUGCAGGCGUGUCGGCUCCUUUAGGGACCGAGGAAGGGGUUGUCACCUCGGGUCAAGUGUCGAAUCUAGAGGGUGACGCGUCAAUUGCUGUGGUGCGUGGCGCCAAGCGCUACAUCUUUGACUUUGCCUUCACACUGGCAUGCACGCUGACUCAAGGAGCUAAUGUCGUGACGGGCGAGCUCAAGUUUCUGGACCUGAGCUCGGAUUGUGGUGGCGAUUACGACGUCGAGGCCGUGGUACCGUCUCGUUAUCAGUCGGAAGGCGGCAAAGUACUGCAUGCGGCACUCACGUCGUCGACUUCGCCAUUCCGCAAGGCACUCGGUGCCCAGCUAGCUGCUUUUGUACAAGAGUACCACACGUUUUGA
This is a messenger RNA of Peronospora matthiolae, 1206 nucleotides long. NCBI's taxonomy places the organism in Eukaryota, Oomycota, Peronosporomycetes, Peronosporales, Peronosporaceae. The record is from the annotation of a GenBank genome assembly.